CACGAGUCUAAACAGCCGUCGUGAUUUGUUUUUUGCUCGACAGCGCUUCAAGACCAGCGAAAUCGAAUGAGGACUAAAAUACGUAGCUGCCUCUGCGUUUGAUCAGAUCAAAAGUUUCGCUAUACAGGGGAUUAGUUUGAGGAAAAUCACGUUAACGUGGCUGGAAAACUGGAACUAAUGGAGAAAAACCAGUCAUGUGAUGGCAAUUUGACUGCUAUCUUUAGGAGGGAGGCCAACAAAACCGGUGAAGAUUUGCCCGAACUCGGCUUAGAUUACAGCGUGCCUUUGACAGUGAUAGGCUUCGCUGUUUUGGUUUCAAACGGGCUUGUUUGUAUACUUUUCUGUCGGUUCCGUGCCCUCCGAACGAUAACAAAUACUUUUAUUGUCAGCCUGGCGAUAAGCGAUCUUAUGGUGGCCACGGUUUUCAUCCCGACUUAUCUAGCUGGUCUGGCAGUCAAUCCCUAUAUUAUUGCCUACAUUCUGUUUGCAUAUCUGUUUAAUUUCUGUGGCAUUACUUGGGACAGGUACCAAGCCGUUCUUAAUCCUCUCAUGUACAGGUCAGUGGUAACACGCGCGAUCGUCUACAAAAUCUUGGCCCUGGUGUGGACUAUACCCCUCUUAUUAGCGAUCAUACCAAUUUUCUGGGAGUAUCGGAACGGUGUUAAAUUACUGGCCGGUCGUAUUUACCAAGGAAUCUUGGUUGCUCUGGUCACUCUGUGUUCAGGGUCUAUCUGCUGGGCAUAUGGAAAGAUUUUUGGUGCCACGCGACGUCAAGUAAAACAAAUGAUUGAAAUGCACGAAACAAACGCACGAUUUGAACACAGUGUUCUCCCAGACAGACAAUCAGGGCGAUCAAUGAGAAAGAGGCGGUCAAUUACCAUUUCCAACGAAGUGAAAGCGGCCAAAGUUUUUGCUCUUGUAGGAGGAACCUUUGCAGUAUGCUGGCUUCCUUUGAUAAUUAUUAAUGUGUUUUCCGCACUAGAUUAUUCCCACAUAAUUCCGAAUGUAUUUCUUGAUGUCUCCCUUUAUUCACUGGUAGGAAACGCUUUAGCCGACCCUCUAAUUUAUUCAUUUUACAAGUCGGACUAUAGGCGAGCCUUUAAGCGAUUUUUUUGUGGUAAAAAACCAGAUCAUGAUAAAUUUGGGAAUUCAAUCACCACAAGGAAUUCUGUGCUGACAGAAGAAAACAGUGAUAAAAUAGACGAAAAUCUUAUCUAAGGCAUAUUAUUCAUGAACUGGAAAAGCUAGCAUUUUAAAACUAAUUGCACUGUAUUAUUUUCAAGCCGGUUUUUAUUGCUAGGAAAAUUGAAUUUUAUGAAAACACCAGUGUAAAAUUUUGACCUGUAAUAAAUAUAAUAUUUGGCAAUAAAUUGACGACAAGCAUAAUGUUUUGUGUCAUCUGAAAUACUGUUUGAACCAUCAUAAUUGCAUUUGUGUACAUUCUAGUUUCGAGCGAUGCUAAUGACCUCUCAGUAUACAAACACUAGGUUCUAACGUGUCUAAAGAUAUCAAACACAAUUUACCGAUAUUUCAAAAGCUUUUGAACUAUUAGAACUCAAUCAACUGUGUUAAAAGGCUUUCUUCAGUAAAAUAAAUUCUGAGAUUUCUGAUGCAUUUGCAAGUGGAAAUAAUGUAAUGCAUUUGAACAUAGAUUUCAAAUUUUGCAAAG
Messenger RNA from Pocillopora damicornis (cauliflower coral), 1669 nucleotides. Its product is annotated as histamine H2 receptor. Gene Ontology annotation, cellular component: plasma membrane. Gene Ontology annotation, biological process: G protein-coupled receptor signaling pathway. Lineage: Eukaryota; Metazoa; Cnidaria; Anthozoa; Scleractinia; Pocilloporidae. The record is from RefSeq and is a predicted model, not a curated record. Gene Ontology annotation, molecular function: G protein-coupled receptor activity.